CUAAAAUUUUCCCCUUUCUCUUAUAGGAAAGUAGCAACUUUCUACAUAUUGUUUUUAAUCUACACUGUUAGUGGAUUACAUUCUGAAUUUUAUGUUAUCUGUGAAAAAACAUUACCAGCUGGCAACUGACGGCUGAAAACUGAACGUCAACAACAUUGUUUGAAAUUUUAAAAUAAUUCUAGAUAUUAUAAAAGUGCACCCCAUAGAAAAUAUUUUGAUAGCUUGUAAAUUUGUGUUAAGUUUGUUUUAAGUACUGUGAUUUGAUUAUUAAUCUUAAUUUCAAUAAGUUAUUAUGUCUUCGUCUGAUUCCGAAGACGAUUAUUACGGUAACGCGACAAAAAAGUUACAAAAUCUAAUAAAUAAUUACAGCGAAGACAAAAUCGAUACAGUGAAAUUACUGAAGGAUAUAAAUCCUAUAAAUGUGCAACCAGUUUUAGAAGCGAGUGGUAAUAACGCAGUUAAUACUAGUAAAACCUCAAGCUUUACACCUAUUGUUGAAACCGAGAUAAGUAAGGAUGAUUCUCUAUAUGAAGACAAUAUAGUUUUAGACCAAAUUAUUGCUUGUAACUCGUUCAGAAAAACUAGUUCUAAAACAAAGAACCGUGCCCCCCCAAAGCAAAGAGGUCAAAAGACUCGACGGGGCAGACGCUGUAAAAGUAAAUCCAAGCUGUCAAAAGAUACCCAAAACAAUACCACAGAUGUUUUAUCUAAUAAUUUUAAUGUGGCAGGUUUGAGGAGGAGUAUAGCACAAAGAAAUAUAGGCCAUCAUUCUCUUGAUACAGAACAAAACCGUCAGAGAAACUUACAUAUAACAUACAGUGUCGGUAACACUGAUGAAUACCCAGAUUUUUCAGACAAUAUUCAACUGUUUAAUACAAAGCCUCUGACCCGAGAAGUUGAAGAGCUGUUUGAUGACAACGAAGAACAAUCAGUGAAGGUAUACUGGCGUAGUUCAGAAAUUGUCAAGUUCACUAUACGUAAAUUCCAGAAGAUAUUGCAAAUAUUUGAAUUUUUUGCUAAUAAAGAGAAUGUAACAAUCAAUAAACUUUUAUUCACAUAUAAUGAUAGCAUUUUAAAGCCAGAUGACACACCAGACAAGAUAGAUUAUAAUAUCACAAAGUUUAUAGAAGGAGGCCUCACUAGUUCCGUACCAAUUAUAUUGGAUAGCAAUGAGGAAUUUGGUAAUGGACUUAAACUGAAAUUUCAAUGUCAAAAUGUUAAGAAGCCAUUUAUUAUAUGUGUUCAAAAGGAAGAGAAGCUUCUACAAGCUAUGGUGAAAUGUGCUGAGCACUUUGAAAAGCCAUUUAAUGCUUUAAAGUUUGUCUUUGACGGAGAUGCUGUUUCAGGUUCAAUGACCCCUGAUGAAUUGGAUUUGGAGGGAGGCGAGUGUAUUGAUGUAAAAGUCGUUGGUUUAUAAUUACUUAGUUUUUUAUUAUUUUUAUUAUUAAUAAGAAAUGAACUUCGUAAAAAUUCAUUACCUCUAUUUUUGUCUUUAAAUGUAAUUUUAUUAAUUGGAUUUUUAUAUUUUUGAUAUAAUUGUAUGUACUCACUGCGUAUGAAUUCAAAUUUCACACUUAACGCUAAGUAUUAGUCAAAUAUAGUCUAAAAGUGACAUUUCCUAACUCACCCUUCAAAUUGUAUAUUCUUAAGUUCAUUACAAGUUAUGGCAUACACAGUGAGAUGAAUUUCAAUUAGGGAUGCAUCCGGGAUAAACCGGUGAUACUUUGGGUGUGCCGAUAUUUUAAUUACCGAUACAACGAUUACUUUAAAAAAAGUAAUGUAAACGUGCACCUUGUGUGAACUGGUUCAUUGCAAACGUCGCCCGGGAAAUCCCCGCGUUUUACUCGCUAGACACUUUGGCUUUUAGCCAGUAGUAUUUUUUCGAUACUGAUUAAAAUAAAAUACAAGAGUCUUGUCAAUGUCAAUUUUAAUUAUUAACAGUUAUUUAUUUUAAUUUAAUUAUUACUCUUAAUUUUAAAAACUUAAACUUAAUUUUUUUUUCAAAGUGUGUGAUUGUUUAUAUUUAAAAAAAAAACAACAAAAAACUUCAACCAACUUUGAUAUAUUUUACCUUAAUUUAAUUUUAAUUCAACAAGCGUAUCGGCAAAAAGGCGUAUCGAUGCAUCCCUAAUGUCAAUGUUUAAUUUGAAUAUUUUUUUAUGACGUAAUUUAAUUAAUUUCUUAAUAAUUAAACAAUUGAUAUUAUCUUAAGAUUUUCAUUAAUCCCCAUAGUUUCAUUUUACUCUUUCAAUGCACUGUUUUGUCUAUGCAUUGAUAUUUUUUUUUUAAAAAUUAUGGCCUGGUAACGAGACCUUUAAGCCAAGUCUUAUUUACGGUCACUAAUUCAGAUGUUAAUCUAUCGUUUCACUUGUUUUCUUAAAUCUUCCCCACAGUAUUUUUGAUGUAUUUAUAUAAUGCACUAUAACACUUGUUGUUAUACAUUGAUCUAAGUCUUAUUCAAGACAAUUAAUGAUGGUUAUUUUUCUAUAUCACAAAACUUUGACAGUAACGAACUUAACGUACAAUGUCAAAAUAUGAUAUAGGAUCAAUUUAU
Molecule: messenger RNA, 2554 nt
Organism: Pieris brassicae (large cabbage white)
Lineage: Eukaryota; Metazoa; Arthropoda; Insecta; Lepidoptera; Pieridae
Gene: Rad60
Exons: 2
Coding region: 293-1417 (374 amino acids)
Biological process (GO): cytokine production; positive regulation of transcription by RNA polymerase II
Source: RefSeq, a predicted model, not a curated record